Prionailurus viverrinus (fishing cat) is the source of this 941-nucleotide messenger RNA. It is a transcript of the gene SPCS3, whose product is annotated as signal peptidase complex subunit 3. Gene Ontology annotation, biological process: protein targeting to ER. The record is from RefSeq and is a predicted model, not a curated record. Gene Ontology annotation, cellular component: signal peptidase complex; membrane. The transcript has 5 exons. Lineage: Eukaryota; Metazoa; Chordata; Mammalia; Carnivora; Felidae. Bases 142 to 684 code for a protein of 180 amino acids.
CGGAAAGGAGGCGGGGCCGCGGCGGCGCGCGCUCCCGGAACGCGCGCGGGCGCAGGCGGCGCGGAUCGCAGGGAGCCGGUCCGCGGCCGGAACGGGGUUCCCCGUGUGCGUGUGGAACGGGGCUCGGGGCAGACGGUCGCGAUGAACACGGUGCUGUCGCGGGCGAACUCGCUGUUCGCCUUCUCCCUGAGCGUGAUGGCGGCGCUCACCUUCGGCUGCUUCAUCACCACCGCCUUCAAAGACCGGAGCGUCCCGGUGCGGCUGCACGUCUCGCGGAUCAUGCUAAAAAAUGUAGAAGACUUCACUGGACCUAGAGAAAGAAGUGAUCUGGGAUUCAUUACAUUUGAUAUAACGGCUGAUCUAGAGAACAUAUUUGAUUGGAAUGUUAAGCAAUUGUUUCUUUAUUUAUCAGCAGAAUAUUCAACAAAAAAUAAUGCUCUCAACCAAGUUGUCCUUUGGGACAAGAUUGUUCUGCGAGGUGAUAAUCCAAAGCUGCUGUUGAAAGAUAUGAAAACAAAAUAUUUUUUCUUUGACGAUGGAAAUGGCCUCAAGGGAAACCGGAAUGUCACUCUAACCCUGUCUUGGAACGUUGUACCAAAUGCUGGAAUUCUACCUCUUGUGACAGGAUCAGGUCAUGUAUCUGUCCCAUUUCCAGAUACAUAUGAAAUAACGAAGAGUUAUUAAAUUAUUCUGAAUUUGAAGCAACAUAUUUUUAUACUUAAUCAUAUCUCAUUUUUCUCUUCCCUUGUAUCUUCAUUUGUUUUUUGGUUGUUACUUUUUUUGGGGGGGGGGGCAUAAGACUAACAUCAAAAGGCAUAUUUGAAAGGUUAAUGUGCUAUUUAGACUCAAUUUUACAAACAAAACACACACAAAAGAAGGCCACCGGAGUGGAGUAUUAUAAAAAUAAGACAACUACAUAAUAAAGAUUUGUAACAAAUUUA